AUGGAGAACUCGCUGUUCGGGCUACUGGCGCCGGAGCUGCGCAACCAAAUCUACGAACACGUCUUCACCACUUCCGGAGGCAUUGCCCUUGACUGCAGCGACGACACAAUGGAUCAGUCAUUCGACCGAGCCACAGCCAGCCUCCCAUCCAUCGCGCUUACACAGACUUGCCGCGAGAUUCGACAAGAGACGCGCAAGAUGUACUACCAUCUCAAUCCGCUUACGAUCAUGACAACGACCCCGACUGCAUCGUCCGAGGCAAAGAAAUUCCCGCGCUGGGAAGUGCGCAGUAGAGUCAACGCUUUCCGACGCCUGAUCGGCAAAGAUCAGUUCUCCGAGAUCCGCCAAGUCAAGCUCAAGAUCGAGGCCCGCAAAGAUGCUGUGCGCGGUAUUGGGGGAACGUACGAAAUGGACCGCAAACUGGUGCUCAAGGUCCGAAGCUUGUUCUCCAUGGAGACAAGGUUCGAAGUCCACUUCACAUUGGGCCAUUCGCACCCAGGGGCGCCCUGUGCUUGGCUCAACGCCAUUUGGGACGUCGACCGUUCGCGCGAGCAGUUCAUGCAGCAGCUGUCUGUUGCGAUGCAGACGGCGGUAAAGGAAUGCACCCCUUCAACUGCUUCUCCACCGAUCCAACACAUACAAACUAUCAAAGUUCAAUUACUUGCAGCACAAGCCCAGUUACUGGUCCUGCCGGUGCGCAUCAAAUGCGAAUGGAUGUGA
This is a messenger RNA of Ramularia collo-cygni, 720 nucleotides long. RefSeq lists its product as uncharacterized. The transcript has a single exon. The record is from RefSeq and is a predicted model, not a curated record. The coding region runs from base 1 to 720 and encodes 239 amino acids. Lineage: Eukaryota; Fungi; Ascomycota; Dothideomycetes; Mycosphaerellales; Mycosphaerellaceae.